AGACUCCGCUGCCGCCCAGAGCUGCUCUGCCUGCCUGGCCGCUUGCUGCAAUGAAUUCCGUUCUGAUCAAUAGUGCUCUGAAUCGGUGAUUGGGAUUUGUCACACACACUGGUAACAGCGAGGUGCCGUGACUCGCACACAGGCAAAGGAAUCCCGCGGUACCCCGCCAUUCUUGUGCGCGAAGAUCCGAAUGAAGACUCAGGACUGAGUAAGUAUUGACACUGCGGUUCAAACAGCAGAACGAGGUUGGACUCGUGCUAGCAGGAUAAAAGCACCUGUUCGAGAUCCUCACCAGGAGGCAACUGGGAGCCCUGACAACCUGAAGGUCACCUUCUGGAGGAAGACUGUUGAGUAAAGCCACCACAUAUAACCCUUUUUGUUCUGUAAGAGAGGUCAGAGGGUUCAUUGCUCCUACGGGUAUCCCAUCUCAGGGGUAAGUGUAAAAAGAGGGGGGGGGUCACUGGGAAAGCCGUGAAGCAGGCCCUGCCCAACGAAGGGUGAGAUCCUCCGAACAGGCUGCAGAUAACAGCGGUCGAGAUAAGGUGUGGAGCUGGGGGGGAAAAGCAUACAAAUCAAGUGGGCUAAAAGAGGAAGGAGGUUCCCCUGAAGAAUACGGCUGCUGCCGAGAUGACACACUCCGUUGCUCCAAGCAAAAGAGUAGACGGAGGAGGCAGAGGCGUAAUGCUGUGGGGAUCAAGGUUGGUGAGCCACCUCUGGAAACAGCCCAUGAGGCCCUGUGAAACACCAGCUCCCCAAUGCCUCCCACCUGCAGCAGGAAGCAACCAGGGUAAGAGACACAGUGCCCACCAAAACCCCCGGGAUACCCGUAGUAAAAGCAGGGCCCCUCCGUUUCUCUCAAGUUUAACUUUGUUUGUAUGGGUAAUGGUACUCCUGAUAAUCCGGUUAGAUGUAACAAAGGGAGAAGAGAGCCCUCACCGGCCUUACAAGUGGACCCUGGGUAGUUGGGAUGACUCAAAGAUCCUCAGAACUAGUAUUACAGCAGGCUCACCUUCUUUCAAUAUAACCAAUUGUGAAUUACUCGGGACAAUACUAGGAUAUGGAGGAAAUACAGAACACCACCUGUGUAGUCCCCAGAGACAAUACUCCUGGGGGGCUUCAAAUGCGAAGGCUACCUAUUGGUGUCCUAGCUCAAACCCGGGAAAAAGUUACUGUAACCAUUCAGAGUAUUAUUUUUGCCCAUACUGGGGCUGUGAAACCAUAGCUACUCCGGGAUGGUGGAGUCACCCUCCCGAUAGGUACCUCAAUGUUACUUGGAUACCGGACGGUUGCCGUGAGCCCACUUACAGUUAUGACGGUAGCGUAAAUAAUGCUGGAACUUGUAAAUCUCUGAGGGUUACAGUAUUACAACCUCAGGAUUUAGGAUGGUUGGUAGGGAGGACCUGGGGUGUAAGGUUCUGGGAACCUGGAGCCGAUAGAGGAGGGCUAAUUUUUAUAAAAAAGGAGAGGGUAGAGAGCCCUCCUCAAGGGGUCGGUCCUAACAGGGUCAUUAACGGGCCAAAGAUAAAGGCACUACCCCCUUUGGGCCCAACAAACACACCAAGCCGGGCUGAAAAUAACAUAUAAAUAGUGCCAUAACCCCACCUACAGGUAUGGUUGAGGAGAACCCUCUUUGGAAAGUAAUGCAAGCUACUUAUGAUACCAAAUGAAAGGAGUCAACAGCAGUCAACACCUAGAGGAUGACAAAGUUAUUAAUAGAGAAGCUCCCAUCCUCUCCCUAGCCCGGGAAACCAUUGUCUGAUUCGAUGAACAAAACUGUAAAAACAAAAAGAGGGGAUUGUAAUAAAGGCUGUAUACAGAAUUUGUCUAUCAGACUGGUGGGGUAACCGGAUAAGCUGUUUUAACCUCUGUUACCUUGGAUAACUGGCAUAUCUGCAACAUCCUGCCGAGCAAACAAUUGUGGUGACUUCCUGCUGCAAGCUAACAACUGCAGUGACUGGAAUGCCCAAAGGAAAGGAUGACCCUUGGCACAUCCUGUGCGUGCGCCAACCAGCAGGCCCUCAACCUACAAUGCAGAGGAAGACUACGACCUUCAUCCCCGCAACCACCAGAGCCCAUGACAAUCCCCCUAACAACUGGAUGCACAACCGCAGAGAGAACCAGGAUGUGCUACGCCAACCCGGAACCACCGGCAAGAAAAGGGGGCUCUGGUGGGGGUGAGCGCGUGCUGUUGGUGGAGCAGAGACUCCCCAGCCGCCCAGCGCUGUUUUGCCUGCUUGAUCGGUUGCUCAAAUAAAUUCUGUUCUGAUAAAUAA
Molecule: messenger RNA, 2273 nt
Organism: Anas platyrhynchos (mallard)
Lineage: Eukaryota; Metazoa; Chordata; Aves; Anseriformes; Anatidae
Source: RefSeq, a predicted model, not a curated record